GGGGAAGAGAUGGACACUGCGGAACCCAGAUCUCAAAGCGUCUUUUGCGCUGGGUGGUGAGUCUGCUUAACAAACUCCAAAAGUGAAGUCAAAACAUGUCGCAGCUCUCCACGAUCACCCUCUUCUUGUUACCAUGGAUUCCAGCCUUUCUCUGUAAGGUUACCACGGAGGAAGAGUUUUCCGUCCUGGAGGGGGGCUCCCUCACCAUCCCCUGCCACUACGAGCCCCAGUACGCCAGCUAUGUGAAAUACUGGUGCCAGGGGCGGACCAGGGACUUCUGCACGUCGCUGGCUCGAACCGACGACCACCACCUGGUCGAUCCGGCCGAGAAGAAAGUGAGCAUUUUCGACGACCCGGUCCAGCUGGUGUUCACCGUGACCAUGACGGACAUGAAGGAGGGCGAGUCGGGGUGGUACAUAUGCGGCGUGGAGAUAGGUGGCGUGUGGGAAGCCGACGACGUCGCUUAUACAGACGUAAAAGUGGUUCACGGCAUGUCAGCUGUGAACAGCAGGAUGAGUGGAGCCGAGGGAAGCGCCGUCACAAUCGAAUGCCUCUACAGUGAGAGAUACAGAGGAAGCGAGAAGAAAUGGUGUCGGAGUGGCGACUGGAGAUCCUGCCUGUCGACAGGUUCUGACGGGAGCUACGAAGACUCCUCCGUGGCCAUCAGAGAUGACAGAACUGGGGCUUUCACCGUAACCUUUAAGAAGCUGCAGAUGAAAGACACGGCGUGGUACUGGUGUUCCGCAGGGCAGCAGCAGACAGCCGUGCACGUGCUGGUCACACCCCAACCCACCACCGUUCCACCAGUGUCGAGCCAGUCCUUUGCAGACCUGCCUCCAGCCAAACCCAUCACUAGGGAGACCUGGAGCAGCCACAGUCACAUGUUGGCAUCUGUGGUGGUCUGUUCAUCUGUCAUUUUCCUGGCUGUCGUGGCCAUAUUGGCCAUAAAGUUCUGGAGGCUGCACAAGAGAGACCGGGUUCCAAGAGACGUCGAGGAGAUGAGGGCGAAAUUCAGCGGCUGCUCAAGAGAAGCAGGUGACUUUCAAAACGCGGCAGUACUUUUCCUUCCCAACAAGGAUUCCCAAGAUGUGCUCGUGUACUGAUAUCUGAUGUUCUGCGACGUUUAUUGUUACUUUCACAAACCGAAUGUAAUGUUGUUCUUUUUUAUUUCCUUCCACUUGUCAGAGCAUGCACCCUCAAUGUCACUGUUUUUCCUUUUGCAUUGUGCGCCACAGUACACGCUCGUCGUGCGCUGCUUCCUACAGUUCAGCUUUUACAAAUUUGCACCGCUUUCAUGCAUAUUUUCCAAAAAGAAAAACCCGGAUGAUGUUCACGUUUGGUUCAAAUCUGCCUUUUGUACUCAACAAAUGACUCAUCUAUGCAAUCAAUUCUGUCUGAAACUGGUUCAGGAAGUUCAGAGGGUAAUUUGAUAAUUUUAUUACCAUUUUUAGUUUAUUUAAGGGGAAUCUUGUGAUCAUAACUUUAUAAUCAGUGGGGAAAAAAACUUUGUCGGCUUUACAGCUGCAAGCUUUAUUAGGUGAUAAUAAGCAUAUUUUGCAUGUUUUCUUUGGUGUUCGGAGUAUUAUAUUUUUGGUGUUGAGCUUUAUGGCUUUGAUCCAUGUCAGGACUUUGGCUGGUCCACUCCAAAGUAUUCAAAUUACUUCCAGUGAAAAUCGAACAUGUUGCUAAGCUCAGAAGAUUCAACUUUUUUCUCUCCCUGCAGUCAGUCACACUGCCUCUAGUAGCCUCAGCAGUGUAGGAGUCUCGCAAGUUAUCUUUCUGGAAGAAAUUAUCUUCCAUGUUAGGUAAAACAUUUUGGACCAGAGGGUUGUUGAGCAGGAGAAACGACAUAACUGCUUUUUAAAUGCGUCAAGAGGCUAAUUUUGAACUUUUAACAACCACUUCGUCAAUACCUGAACCACAACCCAACACCCAACUGACUUUAAUGAGCUUCACCAUUUCUGAUAAUAAUAAAACUAAAAAAUAAAAUAAAAAGUGUGUAUAAAUAUUAAUUUGGAAUCAUGCCCAGAGCUCGCUGGAACAAAAUCGAGUUGCUUUUGAUUCCUUUUGCUCACAAAAUAUGGGCCAUGGGAACCUCUGAAUGAGAAAGGGUCACGGCUGCCCAACCUACGCAAAUGAGAUCAUAACAUUAUUUGAAACUCUGCAUUGAAUAUUGCUGGUUACAAAUUGAUCAACCCCCCACAACCCCUUCUUUAUUAUCAAGCUAAAAGCAAAAACGAAGGGCGGGAGGAGUUAGUCCAGUCCAUUACACAGAAUUUCUUUUGCAUCAUGCAGACGACCUGGAAUGUGUGAGAUUUUUAUUUAAUGAGGCCGUGCCUGCAGGAUGCAUAAUGCUACCAGGUCAUCCCCCCCUAGCACAGCUCUGCAGUGCGAGCUUUUUGUUCCACCCGGGAUGAUCUCGUUUCAUAUUAUUACUAGGUUUGUUUAGCGUACACGUAUUUGGACGCUUCAUCAACCGAAUGGAUUUUUUUCUUUCUUUUCUACCCAAUUCAACCCUAUGAUUAUGUAUACUGCAUCAUUUAUCAGCGGGGAGCUGGUUGGUGUUUUAGCGCUUCCUCUCUCCCCUCCUCAUAUAAAAUCUAUAUUUUGCUAAAUAAAAAUGUGCAUAUUU
This is a messenger RNA of Xiphophorus maculatus (southern platyfish), 2632 nucleotides long. It is a transcript of the gene pigr, whose product is annotated as CMRF35-like molecule 8. The record is from RefSeq and is a predicted model, not a curated record. NCBI's taxonomy places the organism in Eukaryota, Metazoa, Chordata, Actinopteri, Cyprinodontiformes, Poeciliidae. Gene Ontology annotation, cellular component: plasma membrane. Bases 96 to 1103 code for a protein of 335 amino acids. The transcript has 8 exons. Gene Ontology annotation, molecular function: transmembrane signaling receptor activity.